Eptesicus fuscus (big brown bat) is the source of this 5090-nucleotide messenger RNA. RefSeq names its product DnaJ heat shock protein family (Hsp40) member C6 (gene DNAJC6). NCBI's taxonomy places the organism in Eukaryota, Metazoa, Chordata, Mammalia, Chiroptera, Vespertilionidae. The transcript has 19 exons. Gene Ontology annotation, biological process: clathrin-dependent endocytosis; dephosphorylation; synaptic vesicle uncoating. Gene Ontology annotation, cellular component: intracellular membrane-bounded organelle; vesicle; cytoplasm. The record is from RefSeq and is a predicted model, not a curated record. The coding region runs from base 89 to 2923 and encodes 944 amino acids. Gene Ontology annotation, molecular function: phosphatase activity; clathrin binding.
GAGACGGCCCGGCACCUGGCAGACGCGCGGCGGCGGGGGCGGCAGGAGGCGACCCUCGGGCGCGGCGGGGAGGCGCGUGGGCGCACAGAUGGGAGCAACUGAGAAGGGCGGCAAGAAGAGCCGGAGGCUGUUUUCCUCUCUGCGGCCCUGGAAGGCUACCCGGCGGCUGUGGAGGACGCGCUCGGCUCCCAAGGCGGCGCAGGGUGCCUCGUCCCCAGACAUGGAGCCCAGCUAUGGGGGAGGCCUCUUUGACAUGGUGAAAGGAGGUGCAGGCAGGCUCUUCAGUAACCUAAAGGACAACCUGAAAGACACCCUCAAGGACACAUCUUCCAGAGUUAUACAAUCUGUUACCAGCUAUACGAAAGGAGAUUUAGACUUCACUUAUGUUACCUCCAGAAUUAUUGUGAUGUCCUUUCCUCUGGACAACGUUGACAUAGGAUUCAGGAAUCAGGUUGAUGACAUUCGGAGCUUUUUGGAUUCCAGACAUCUUGACCACUACACAGUGUACAAUCUGUCACCCAAGUCCUAUCGAACUGCCAAGUUUCACAGCAGGGUUUCAGAAUGCAGUUGGCCCAUUAGGCAAGCCCCCAGUCUGCACAACCUCUUUGCUGUGUGUCGGAAUAUGUAUAACUGGCUACUGCAGAAUCCCAAAAACGUCUGUGUUGUCCACUGCUUGGAUGGACGGGCAGCAUCGUCAAUUCUGGUUGGUGCUAUGUUCAUUUUCUGUAAUCUCUACUCAACUCCUGGCCCAGCUGUUCGGUUGUUAUAUGCAAAGCGACCAGGAAUCGGACUCUCGCCAUCCCACAGGAGAUACCUGGGCUACAUGUGUGACCUCCUAGCAGACAAACCCUACCAGCCUCACUUCAAGUCUCUCACGAUUAAGUCGAUCACUGUCAGUCCAGUCCCCUUUUUUAACAAACAGAGAAACGGAUGUCGCCCGUACUGUGACGUGCUGAUUGGAGAAACCAAAAUAUAUACAACCUGUGCAGAUUUUGAACGGAUGAAAGAAUACCGUGUCCAAGAUGGGAAAAUCUUCAUUCCCUUGAGCAUCACUGUGCAAGGAGAUGUGGUCGUUUCCAUGUAUCACUUGAGGUCAACCAUCGGGAGUCGGCUACAGGCCAAGGUGACCAACACUCAAAUAUUCCAGCUUCAGUUUCAUACUGGAUUCAUACCACUGGAAACCACAGUUUUAAAGUUCACCAAGCCUGAGUUGGAUGCAUGUGAUGUACCAGAAAAAUAUCCUCAACUGUUUCAGGUGACUCUGGAUGUAGAACUACAGCCCCAAGACAAAGUGGUUGACUUAACCCCACCCUGGGAACAUUACUGCACGAAGGAUGUCAAUCCCAGCAUCCUCUUCUCUUCUCACCAGGAGCAUCAAGACACUCUGGUCUUAGGAGGACAGGCUCCAAUAGAUAUCCCUCCAGACAACCCCAGGCAUUUUGGGCAAGGUGGCUUCUUUUCCACUCUUUGUUGGCAAGAUCAGAAAUCAGAGAAAUCAUUCUGUGAGGAGGACCACGCUGCCCUCGUGAAUCAGGAAAGCGAGCAGUCGGAUGAUGAACUUCUGACCCUUUCCAGUCCCCAUGGCAAUGCCAGUGAUGACAAGCACCAUGAAACCAAAAAGCCCAGCAAAAAGCAGCAGGAGCCCGCUGCCCCUCCUCCCCCCGAGGACGUGGACCUUCUGGGCUUGGAAGGGUCUACAGUGAGUAAGAACUUCUCCUCACCAGUGGCUCCUCCCACCAACUCCGAUCUGCUCAGUGACCUGUUUGGGGCUGCAGGUGCGGCCGGCCCUGCCCAGGCUGGACAGUCCGGGGUGGAAGAGGCGUUUCAUCCAAGUGGACCUGCAUCUGCCCAAUCAACACCACGCCGGUCUGCCACCUCCACCACCGCAUCGCCAACCCUACGCGUGGGAGAAGGUGCCGCCUUUGACCCAUUUGGAGCACCUUCUAAACCAUCAGGUCCAGACUUGCUGGGCUCUUUCCUGAACACAUCCAGUGCUUCCACUGACCCCUUUCUUCAGCCUACGAGAAGUCCUUCACCUACAUUGAUUGCUUCGAGUACACCUGCUGUGAAUAUUCAGCCAGAUGUUUCAGGAGGUUGGGACUGGCAGACUAAACCAGGAGGUUUUGGAAUGGGAAGCAAGUCAGCUGCCACCAGCCCAACCGGAUCCUCACAUGGAACUCCCACCCAUCAAAACAAACCCCAGACUCUGGAUCCUUUUGCUGACCUCGGGACACUAGGUAGUUCUUCAUUUGCCAGCAAACCCACCACACCAACUGGACUGGGUGGGGGAUUUCCACCUCUCAGCUCACCACAGAAAGCUUCUCCCCAACCUAUGGCUGGAGGGUGGCAGCAGGGAAGUGGCUACAACUGGCAGCAGACACAGUCUAAGCCACAGCCCAGCAUGCCGCACUCCUCUCCCCAGAACCGGCCCAACUACAACGUGAGCUUCUCAGCCAUGCCUGGGGUCCAGAAUGAACGUGGGAAAGGAUCCACUAAUUUGGAAGGGAAACAAAAGGCAGCUGACUUUGAAGACCUACUUUCUGGUCAAGGCUUCAAUGCACACAAAGACAAAAAGGGGCCUCGAACAAUAGCUGAGAUGAGAAAGGAAGAAAUGGCUAAGGAAAUGGAUCCUGAGAAAUUAAAGAUUCUGGAAUGGAUUGAAGGCAAAGAGAGAAAUAUCAGAGCACUUCUCUCCACGAUGCACACUGUGCUGUGGGCUGGGGAGACCAAGUGGAAGCCGGUCAGCAUGGCAGACCUGGUAACGCCAGAGCAGGUGAAGAAGGUGUACAGGCGGGCUGUGCUGGUGGUGCAUCCAGACAAAGCUACUGGGCAACCCUAUGAACAAUAUGCAAAGAUGAUUUUCAUGGAGCUCAAUGAUGCCUGGUCUGAAUUUGAAAAUCAAGGCCCAAAGCCCUUGUAUUAAUUUAUGAGCUUUUCCAUCUCUGCUGCAGACCUGUGCUAAUGCUUAGUGUAUGUCACAGUUCUGAGGUUUUCAAAGAUGAACCAAAAACUCCAGUAACAUGUAUCCAGUACUAAACUGUUAAAUUACUCGUGAAUUACUUCCUUAUUGAUAAGGAAUGUGGAUGUUCCUUUUCUCAAGUCCCCACCAUAAAAGGUCCAAAGCAGGAGAGGACUUUUUAGUCAGCUGGCCUUGCCGAGUUACAACAUUCCAGCCUGCCCUUUGAGGAGCCUACUCAGCAUAUUGUGGGGAAAUGGAAAACAGAGGCCGCCAGAAGCAUAACACCCAUCUCAUUGUCUGGGAAUAGGAUUAAUGAGCAGAAGUUAUGAUAACAGGAUUACAUGAAAGAUUUUAACUAAUGGUUUUUAGAUUUUCUUGGAAAGAUAUAAUUUGAGCAACAGCUUUAGACUCCAGGAAUACAACCACUGAGUUUUUUGUUGUUGUUUUUUUUUUUUAUGGUCUUUAACAUAACACUGUAUACUUUUGGUCAAGAGGACUAACAGAUGCAAGUGAACUUGAAUUGUGGGAAGUGAUUAUACUACAAACUCUUAAAAUUAGAGAAAAUGUUGGAUAAAGAAAAUAGGGACUCUGUAAAAAUCUUUAAUCCUGGUCAGAAAGGUAGGCUGCUACCUUCCUUUCCCUUUAGAAAACUGGUUGCUUAAUGAAAAAAGUCUUAAUACCAUAACAACAACUCAACCUGAUUUGAAAGAAACUUAUGAUUUUGCCAUUAGGCUUAAUGCUCUUCCUUUUGCUUAGCCGAGAACAUGUCCUUAGCUUGUCGUAAAGCAGUUUGGCACAUUCACAAGUUAUCAGGACCGAUCUCGAGAGGGGACUGAAUGUCCUCUAGGUUUGUGAGUGGUUGUGGUGGGAGAGUAGAAGACAACACUGAACACUAGUAACCAGACAGGUACAGUUGCAGUGAGGAAGCUGGGCUGACCUUCAGACCCAGUCAGAUGGCUUGUCAAGAUUUUUAGGUUCCUCUCCCCAGUUGGUAAACUGAAUUCCUUGGAUUAUCAGUGGGUUUUAUUGUUUUAAAAGUUGUUGGGGAUCCACAGGAACAGCAUUCACACAGGGACAUCUGUGAAAGCAAAGCAAGAAUGAAACCUUUACGGACUUUAAAUGGGUUGGAUUUCAGUUCACUGUUUUGGCUGUUUGUGGUUUUAAGAGGUAAGCAGUUGUUAUCCUGUGACUGUAGUAGAUCUCUUUGGUGCACACAUAUACAGUGAGCAUAGUAUAUAUAUAUGCAAAGCAGAUGGGCAAAAAGAUUCCCAUGCUAAUAUUGUGAAAGGCUUUCAAAAAUUGUUUUCCAAGACAAUCAUUUUUUUUCUAUUUUAAUUUUCUUGUGGCAAACUGUACCAGAGAAGCAGCAUGUCAAAAUGCUUUAUGUUCCAAAUUAGAAAAAAGAAAAAAAUGCUUUAUGUUCCAUGUAGAACUCUUUUUUUCCUUUUAUUUUUUUGUUAAAAGGAUUUGUUUUCUAUUUUACUUUUUACUGACAAUGUGAAACUCGCAAAAAAAAUGUUCUUUUUAAAUAUACAGCUAUAAACUGUUCAAGGUAACCAUAACAAACUAGGUGUUAUUUAUUAACAUAUUAUAAAAUAAUGUUUGAUCCAGUAUGUGCUUGUCUUAUUUAAAAUUGGAAUGUGAGACAUGUUGCUGUGACUUGGUUUUUUUCUCAUUCACAUUUGUAGAUAUUGUGUGAACUACAGUAUAUAAUGAUAAUAAUUAAAAGGAUAUGUGAAUGCCACGUACAUUUUGAAAUGAUAGAACUAUAUUAACUUUGUAUCAUGUUUGGAUAAUUCAUCACUGUUCACAGUUUAAAACAUCAUUAAACAUUAUGUAUUUAGCAAUGAGAAAGAAUCUUACCUAACUUAAUUUUGGGUCCCCCCCCAUCUCUUUUCCAAAUACGUUAUAACUCUGGACCCCUAUUUAUCUUAAAACCCUUAACAUAUGCAGACCAACAGGUUUUUGCAUUCCUUUUAAAUAUCUGGUUGUGACAGAGCUUCUUGUUGGUUAAAUUCGCCGUUUCAUUCAUUCAUAUUUAUUGUAAUAUAUUUUUGUUUUGUAAAUAUGUUACACACAAAAUGUGAUUGGUUUAAAAUAUUUGUAAUGUAUAUUAAAAGGCUCAAAAAUA